AACAGCAGUUCCCAUGGUACAUCACGAUUACCUCUCUAGGGUGUUUGGGUCACCGAUAGCUUACUGAACAACUCACUCACCGCUGUUAAUACUAUUUUGAGUUGAUAAUGUUUAUGGCAGGUACAGGUAUUGGGGGUCGGGGGUGUAGCCAGGGCCCAAAUUCAGGAUCUGGCUCUACAGGAUGUAAUCCACGCAAGUUUAGCGAGAAAAUUGCCCUUCAUAAUCAGCGUCAAGCUGAAGACACCGCCGCCUUCCAAGAGGUUAUGAUGGACAUCACUUCCACCAAGCUACAUGUUCAGAGAACUCGUCAGGCCAGAAAUCUGUCUCCAUAUUAUGGUGGUUCCUUGCCCAAUGUUAACCAGAUUGUAAGAGCUACGUGUGACGCCCAGGGUCAGUUGUCGUACAACCCUGAGCACAGUUGUGCCGUGCGCCGUCAGCUGAUGUCAGAGCAGGCCCACAGAGAGAGGAGACUGAGUCCACCAGGCCGGCCCAGCAGAAGACAUCCUGACAGUGCACCUUACCACUCUUUCCACCAGUCUCCUCCCCCCGUCUCUUACUGGAGAAGGAACUGGCCAAACAGCUGCACCACAGACCAAGGCCAAGAGGUCUGCCUCCCAGUGACAGCUCUGAAUAGGACAAAUUCAGAUUCUGCCCUGCACACCACUGUACGCAACACACACAUUGGUGACCAGAUGAGCUCAGCCCAGGCUCUCACCCCCCGGAACAGACGCGGUGUGUUCCCAUAUCCUGUGCCUCUCAUUGAAGAGAACUUGCCAGAGGAAGGCAAGCCUUUGAAAAGAGACUGUAAAAAGUUGUCCGAAGUGCCAUCAGGAAGUGCCAAAGCCUCCAGCCAACAUGCCAUCCCAACCCCCAGCCAGCAGGGCGGCGGUCUCCUCCCUGUUCCCUCUGCUCUGAAUAUGAGUGGUUCUCUGCCAGACCUCUCCAGCCUGCACCUGCCCUCUGCCCAGUCCACAUGCCUGGAGAUGGACCCUCUGGGCCAGGCCCCAUGUCUGGCCUCUUCCAGUAGCUCAGACCACCUGUCAGGGGGUCUUACACACCCUGGCCUCAAGGCCGAUGAUGCCUUUCACCUACCAGGUUUAUCACCAAUGCCAGCCUCUCUCAGUAACCCUCUGCUUCAGUCUUCAUUAAGUAGCCCCAACAUCCAAUCAUCUCUCAGCAGCAACUCCCUCCCCAACUCCUUGAGCUCUGUCUCUUUACAAUUUUCCCUGAGUAACUCCUCCCUCAAGUCAUCCCUCAGCAACCAAUCCCUGCUCUCCUCUCUCAGCAGCUCCUCCCUUAGCAACCAGUCCCUCCAAUCAGCAGCCAGCCACUGUAGCUACAGCAGUGGCAUAGGCGGAUCGCGUUCUUGCUCCACCUCCUCCCUGUCCUGCUCUUCGCGUGCGUCUAACCAAUCACACCCUCCACACUCGACGUCGUCACGGAAACGGAACCAGCUCAGCCCUCUCAUUCUGCCCAGCGGGGGCGAGUCUCGCUGGCACCACCCAAAACAGUUUUCCCCCACCGUGUCCCCAACACUGUCCUCCAUCACUCAGGGAGUGCUCCUCAACACGAAUCAUGUCUCACGAGACUCCCGACCCCCCGCGUAUCCCUACAACCAGCCACAGCAUGCUGGUCCUCCUCUAUCCCAGCAGUCAUUGCAGCACUUCCCAUACAGUCCAACGGAAGGGCAGCUCCACCAUCAGCUGGCCGUUGUAGAACCACCUGUGCACAACGCCAACUACCACCAGCAGCAGCAGCAGCCCCACCAAGCACCCAUGCCAAGCCAGCCUCCCCAUCAACAACACAUACAUCAGCCGUACCAUCCACCAUUAUAUCCAAAGCGCCAGGUUCCCCAGUGUCACACACAGCCAACCCCCCCGCAGUCACAGAGCCACCUCCUGAAGCACCUGCAAGCUCCAAGCCCCCCACCUCUGCAGCUCCAGCCUCCCCAGGCCCAGGGCCAGGCGGGCCCACACCCACAGCCCAGUCAGCAGCACCUGCGGCGCCAGCAGCAGCAGCAGCAGCACCACCAGCAACCAUAUCACUGUGAGUCGAGCCAGCCGCUCCACCACGCAGGGCCUCCGCCACAGCUGCCUUAUUCCCAGCCCUUUACCCACCAGCAGCAGCAAAGCCAGUGGCCACCUCACCAUCUCCAGCCUGACCAGCAUGCUCCACAUGUUCUCCAUCACCAUCAACAACAGCAGCAACAGCAACAACAACAACAACAACAACAGCAACAGCAACAGCAACAGCAACAGCAACAACGACAACAACAACAACAGUGUCAGCAGCACCUGUCGUGGCCCUCUCCAAGCCCUGCUAUGCCUGGCCAAAAUCAGGCCCACCCUUGGCUGAAGGAGACUGACCUCCAUGGAGCCCUGACCAGUGUGGAGGCUCUGCCCACUCAGGAGCCCCUCAGAGCAGGCACACCCAUGAGGGUGCAGAGCCACCGGAGAUCUAAGAGCCAGAUGCAGGAUGUGGUGGCAGGAAGUCCUCUCUCUGGGAGCCCCCAGAAGAUGGCCCAGACCCUGCAGACCGGGAUAUCCUCACAGGGUGGGCUGUGUCUGGACUCCGGCAUUGGCCUUAAUAACGAGUCCUACAUGGGCCUGCACCUCACUCCCAGCCAGACUAAAGCCCUUUCCCAGCAGUUGGGUCAGCUCUGCAAGGAGUCGGGGUCCGGUGCUGACCCAGAUGCUGGGAUGCAGAGUGCUUUUCCUUUCCAGAACCUUAAUCUGGGCCAAGACCAGAAACACAGCAGUGGAAUUUGCCAUAGCCUCUCUGACAUUAUGUUAACAGAUGCAGCAUCCUGGCUGGACCAGGAGAUCGCGGGCUUCCCUGCCAACAUGCUGGAUCUGGAUGAAGACGCCUUAGAGUUGAGCAUCUUGAGGGAUGAGGAGUUCACCAGCGAGUCUGCCGUGGAGGGGUUCUAUAACCCCAUUAACUGACCCGGGCAGGGGCACGCAGCUGGAGACGAUCUCCCAAUAGGUUUAUAGCCAUUCUUUUGUAAGAUAAGUCUAUCUAUGUGAGGUGGGACGCCACGAAUGUGAUUAUGUCAACUAACAACUAUCCCUAUAAUAUGCAGUGAUCUCUAGAUCGCCAUUUUAGAGAGGAUGUAAAACAUUAGUUUAGAGUAUUGGUUAUGAUUUGUUGUUGUUAACUUAUGCACAAAUAUAGGGACAAAAGCUACAUCUAUGCAUCCCCAAGUAUGCCACAGCUACAAACCUGCCCAGUUCAGAAAGUUAAAGUAUGUUUGAAGAGGACAUUACAUAUCUAUUAGAUUUUGGAAUGUGACAUUGUCCUCAAUCAUGUUUUAAGUCGUGGCAGCAUUUGUGUCGCGAGGUGAUUAGAAUAGAAACUAAUUCAAGAAAACGAAUCCAUUUCUUUUAGCCAAAACAUAUUUUUUUUAAACAAACAAACAAACAGAAAAGGGUUGUGGUCAUCCCUUUAACAGGCUGUUACUUGACAGCUGUAUUUGUCUGUGCCAGCCUGGUCAAUCCUUUACAUUUUAUGAUUUUUAAAAUGAAACAGGAAAACAGCUCCUGUGUAUUACGCUUCUGUUUAUAUUGUGCUAAUAUUAUGACUGUAUUGUCAUGCUUAUUUAUUAUAUAUGUUCAAAUACAUGUUUUAUAUAUUAAGAGCCACUUCUCUCUCUGGUAGAGAUGAUGAACGCAUUUUUGUGCUUAGAUAUCUUCCUUGCCAAAAAACUAAGAAAAACAUUUUGUCUGUCGCAAACAAAUAAUACUUGAGUCAAACAAACAAAAGCAUUGUUUAUUAUUCAUUACUGCCUUGAUAUUUUGCAACAGUAAAUAUUAUUAUGUGAA
This is a messenger RNA of Clupea harengus (Atlantic herring), 3821 nucleotides long. RefSeq names its product CREB regulated transcription coactivator 2 (gene crtc2). The record is from RefSeq and is a predicted model, not a curated record. NCBI's taxonomy places the organism in Eukaryota, Metazoa, Chordata, Actinopteri, Clupeiformes, Clupeidae. Gene Ontology annotation, biological process: positive regulation of transcription by RNA polymerase II; protein homotetramerization. Gene Ontology annotation, molecular function: cAMP response element binding protein binding. Gene Ontology annotation, cellular component: cytoplasm; nucleus.